This is a messenger RNA of Calidris pugnax (ruff), 2513 nucleotides long. Its product is annotated as transmembrane protein 263-like. NCBI's taxonomy places the organism in Eukaryota, Metazoa, Chordata, Aves, Charadriiformes, Scolopacidae. The transcript has 4 exons. The record is from RefSeq and is a predicted model, not a curated record. The coding region runs from base 163 to 519 and encodes 118 amino acids.
UGAUCCUUCCUGGAUCCAUCACUGAUGUUUGAUUGUUGCUGAGGAAACUGAAGCUUGAUGUAUUUUAUUUUUAAACAAAUCAAAUAAUACAGCUCUGUUCCUGGAGGAUGUCAUGGAUUGUCCUGUGUGAAAACUUGAUGUGGACCUAGCUUGGAAACACAGAUGGUAGAAGAUGAAACGGAGACAAGUAGUGAAGAACUGCCUCCUCAUCUGCGGGAAGAGCCUCCCGAAGAUGCCAGCAAGGACCACCCGCAGCAGCAGGCAGGGGUGAUCUGGAGGGUGACGGGCGGCCUGUUCAGUAUCACCCGGGGAGCCGUGGGGGCCACGUUGGGAGGAGUUGCCUGGGUGGGCAGCAAGAGCCUGGAGCUCACCAAAACAGCCGUGACCAGCGUCCCCGCUGCUGGCGUCGGACUGGUGAAGGGCAGCGUCUCGGCGGUGACCGGCGGCGUCGGAGCGGUGGGCAGCGCGGUGGCCAGCAAAGUCCCUUUCACCGCCAAGAAGAAGGACAAGGCUGACUAAUCCUGCCCGUCCCCCCACCCCACCUCACCCCACUCCUUGAAGCUCCCUUCCGAAAGAUCAACCUGCCCCUCCUCUCCCCCUACACGGCACCUCUUCGGGUUGGAACCAGCCUCUUCAGGGAGGGUCGAGGACCCCAGCAGACUCUGGCUGCAGCCUGCUCAGCACCGCCUGCCUGGCUCAAAGGUCACAGAGCCUCUGUCAAUGCCUUUCUUUCACUCCCACCACCUUCCAGGAACCAUCUCUGGUCUGAGGGCUUUCAAGGCGCCGUUGUCCCUGUCUUGCAGUUCCCUUCCUCCCUCCUCUUGCUCUUGGAAGCAGGGAAAGGUGGGAGAGGGUGUUAGGCUCCAUCUGCCUGGAGGCGGGGGGAGUAAGAGGGGAGGGGGAGGAACUAUGCCUUGCUUGAAGUGUGGGUGAUGUAGUCAAAUUCAACUUCAGCUGGGAAGACAGCCUCUGGAACACCCCUUCCCUUGGCUCUGGAAGGUGUGUUUGGGGGCUCUGCCUGGCGGAGAACUGUAGAAGAAAAGUCCCGUUGACACAAAGGAGAGAUACUGUGAAGAGGGGGAAGCCUCCCUCCCGCCCUGCACCCCUUAUGUUUUUUCUUUGCAGGGCCCAUCCCACAAGCUGCUCCCAAUCUCUUACUCCCUGGCUGAAUUGCACCCUUCAGAGAAGGAACCCACAAGCUCAGCAGAGCAGCUCCAGGGAUGAUGCCACGCAAGAGUAUCGUAUGUCCCAGGCCAUCAACUUCUGCAUAAAUUUUCUUGGUGAGAGGCAGGAAGAGGAAGGCUGCUGUAUGUUCCCGUUCCCAGGUGAUGGUGGCAUCUGCCAGGCCUGUGUGAUGCUGCAAGCACAGGUAGUGAUGCUCCACAGAGACACAAACUGGGUUUGACCCAUAAAGUCCUGGCAGCUUCCCCAUCUGUAACAGGGGCAUUUUGACCACCAUUCUGGCCACGCUCUCACUCCACAGACGUCGUUAAUAACCACGAGCAAGCCUGUUCCCAAAUGCCACCCAAGUUCUGCUGCAGGGUUGGGAGGGGAGGUUCUCCUUGUGACCCCAGGAGUGGCUGUCUCAUGUUGGAGAACGCUUCUCCAAAGGGUUGAGUGUCCUCCAGCAGCAGCCAGCCCACGUGGGGCACCAGCAACUCCUCCUCCUCACCCUGCUCUUGGGGCUCCAGCCCGGCUCCUCUAAAUGACCGUGUUGCACUAAUUAAGCCCACCCACACUCAUAGUGCUGCAGACACCCCGGACACCUGCAUUCACCUGGGAGUCACAGCCAUCCUCAGCCUGGCCCGUGAUGCUCAAGGGGGCUGUGGGGCAUCCUGCACACACACUCGCACACGUACACACACACACACACACACUCACUCCCCCUGUAACUCCCGGGAUGAGGGAAGCCACAGGCUCCACCAUUAACUCUGCCGCUCCUGGCUUUGGCGGGUGAUUAGCCUAGGUCGUUAGGUGUGGGAUGCAUAGAGAAGUGAAGCAGUGCUUGUGCUGUAGUUUAUAAAUCUGCAUCUGUGUUAGCGUGUGCGUGUGUGUCAGUCCAGGGACAUGUCUUUGGCCAGGGAAGCAGAGCUGUGCCACUGCUGCUGCGGAGGAGUUCACACCAUCAUCUGCGGCACUUCCAGCGUAUAGUUUUUGUAUAAAGGUCCUGGUCAAAAGAAAAGCAAUGUUUUAGAGGAUGUUUUCCCCUCUGUUGCCCGAAAGCAUAGUUUAUUGAAACCAAAGGAAUGUGAAAAAUCCCCUCUCUCCCAUUUAUGGUUUGUUUACUCUCUGCCCUAUCUUUUGGACGCUGGAGCCAACUUCCUUCAUCUUCAUUUCCCAUCGGGGGCCGUUGCGCUUCCUGGCUGCUCUCUUGUGCUUAGGACUCGGACAUCAGGGAAUAUUUAAGUAGAAACACCCCCCACCUCCCACUUCCAACAUUUUUGCUGAAUGUUCUUGGGCUUGUGAAGCGGUUUUCAUUCCGACCUUUAUUAAAUCCGUGGUUUUGGGCCUGA